AUGGCCGAGAAGAAGGUUCUUAACCUGGACUCCGUCCUUCAGGAGCUGGGUCAGUUCGGCAGAUAUCAGAUCCAAAACUACGCCUUCAUCUUGAUCCCGAUCGCUUUGGGUGCUAUAUACAACAGUCAGUACAUCUUCGCAGCCGCGAGCGUUCCUUACAGAUGCCGUGUCCCACAAUGCGAGGCGACCCCCCCGCGGUUCGAGACUAACGGUUGGGGCACAUGGGCAUUGCCGGACUCUGGUGGGCGGUGCAAUCGAUAUGUGGCCGUGAGCGACAAUUGCACGGCGGACUCCUUCCACCCGACGGAGACCGAGCGCUGCGACAGCUGGAUUUAUGAGCAUCAAAAUUCGAUUGUUGCUACCUUCGACCUGGCCUGUGAAGAAUGGAAGAGGACUCUGGUGGGAACGAUCCACAGCGCCGGGAUAUUCUUUGCGCUGCCACUUACCGCUUACAUAUCUGAUACGUUUGGUCGUCGCGUCGCUUUCAUAUUGACGGCAGUCGCCCCAGCUAUAGUGGGCGUCGCGCGAUCCUUUUCCACGAAUUACAUUAUGUAUGUUGUGCUCGAACUCGUAGAAGCCAUCGUUGGCUCCGGCGUCUACAGCUCUGGAUUCAUUCUUGCUUUGGAAAUGGUCGGCAUCAAUCGCAGAGUGUUAGGCGGGAACAUAAUAUCUUGUACGUUCGCUAUCGGCCAAGCGACAGUAGCUUUGAUAGCGUGGGGCAUCCCAGAAUGGAGGACCCUGACUAGGGUGCUCUACGCCCCAUCGUUCGUCUUCAUCGUAUACUGCUUUUUGAUAGAAGAGAGCGUGCGAUGGCUCUUAAGCAAAGGAAAGAAGAAGGAGGCCGCAAGAAUCAUAUUCAAAGCGGCGAAGAUGAACAAAAAGAAGUUAUCACCGGAAACUAUCAAGCUGCUCACAGACGAAACGAUACAUUUAGAAGACUCUGUGCCACAGACUGAAGAAAAAAAAGAGUCGCUCGCGUUACAAGUGCUGAGAUCGCGAGUGCUAAUAUCCCGACUGUUCAUCUGUUCGUUUUGGUGGAUCACGGUCACGUUCAUAUACUAUGGAUUGUCGAUUAACUCCGUGUCACUCGGGGGAAACAGCUACGUGAACUAUCUUCUGACCGCUCUGAUAGAGAUUCCCGGAUACGGCCUCAGCGUGUUGACCCUCGACCGGUUCGGUCGGAAAGCUUCUAUUAUGACGGCGUUCUUCGUCUGUGGCAUGGCGCUCUUCGGCCUUCCGUUUAUACCAGCACAUUUGCAGUGGCUUCAGACUUGCCUGAAUUUGUUGGGGAAGCUGGCUAUAAGUAUGGUAUUCAGUAGUAUCUACAUAUAUACAUCGGAGUUGUACCCGACGUCCGUCCGUCACAUGAUGGUCGCCUUGUGCUCAAUGAUGGGAAGGAUCGGGCAAUUAAUAGCUCCACAAACCCCGUUGUUGAUGGAGUACAUGGAGUCUCUACCGUAUCUCCUCUUUGGAAUAAUGGCAGCAGCAGCCGGUUUGCUGAUGCUGCUGACACCCGAAACGCUGCACAUCCAGUUGCCAGACACAGUUAAGCAGGCGGAGGGGAUAGCCAUCGCACCGCGAUCUAAAAAAGCGACAGAUAUCAUCGUGGACUAG
Molecule: messenger RNA, 1614 nt
Organism: Leptosia nina
Lineage: Eukaryota; Metazoa; Arthropoda; Insecta; Lepidoptera; Pieridae
Source: the annotation of a GenBank genome assembly